UCCUCUGGGUCUUUCCAGAUGAAUUCCGGGGAUUCCUUCCUGGGGCUGCAGCCCCCGGCGUCGCAGCGGAGCCCGGCCGGCGCGCAGCCCCCGCUGGAUUCCCUGCAGCACGUCCUGCAGCAGCCGGGGAGGUUCGAGCCCCUCGUGGGGAGCCCUUUGUACUCCACGCAGCGCCUCGAUGCCAAUGGCAGCUGGCAGGACGCCGCCACCCCCUCGUCCAUCACCUCCCCCGCCGCCGACCUGGGCAGCGACGCCUCCAAUUAAAGAUUUCUUAAUGAAAAAGGACCUUUUUGAGAGGAGAGAGGUCAAUUAACGUUAAUUAAUCACGGGCCGAUCAAAUGACUGACUCGCAAUGAAUUAAUUACCUCAGAACAAGCCAAUAGAUUGUGAUGGCAGCGACACCUCUACCUCUCAGCGCCGACUCGGGAUUAUUUAUAACUUCAUUUCGCCUCAGAAAAUGACGUUUUUUUAAGGAAAAAACUUGGAUUUUACACCAAGAACCUGAAGAAGAAGGGAAAAAAAAAACGCCUUGGCGUUUUGUCUCCAGUUUUACAGCGGAAAAAAAUGGAUUUAUUUUCAUUUCCGUGCGAUUUUUUACGCUGGGAUUUCUGUUCCAGAUGAAUUAAUCCCCUCCCUACUGUAAUUGGAUGUUCUCUGUAUUGGAAUUUUCUAUAGGGAAUUCCAUACGAAAUUUCUAUAGGAAAUUUUUCUUAAUUAAUUUAGCUAAUUAAUGGGAAAGUUGCUUUACCAAACUUCUCGCUGGACAUCACUCGCAGGCCGGACCUUCCGCUGGUGUCAUUCCAAGGGAUUUUGUAUUGGGAAAUUCCAUGGCUUCACUUUUUCUGGUGAAAAAGUACAAAAAUAAAAUGAAAAACCCCAAAUUGACCACAAAACAGCCGAACCACGGGAUUUCCCCAUGGGAAUUCGAGGGGGUUUGUGCCGUUCUGGUGCUGUUUUCAGAGUCCGCCCUUUUCAGUUGAGACUUUAUCAAAGAAAAUAAAUUUCCAAAGCCUUU
Molecule: messenger RNA, 1015 nt
Organism: Onychostruthus taczanowskii (white-rumped snowfinch)
Lineage: Eukaryota; Metazoa; Chordata; Aves; Passeriformes; Passeridae
Product: pre-B-cell leukemia transcription factor 3-like
Exons: 3
Coding region: 19-264 (81 amino acids)
Source: RefSeq, a predicted model, not a curated record